Molecule: messenger RNA, 1824 nt
Organism: Apis dorsata (giant honeybee)
Lineage: Eukaryota; Metazoa; Arthropoda; Insecta; Hymenoptera; Apidae
Gene: lark
Product: RNA-binding protein lark
Exons: 6
Coding region: 312-1367 (351 amino acids)
Cellular component (GO): cytosol
Molecular function (GO): mRNA binding; zinc ion binding
Source: RefSeq, a predicted model, not a curated record
UUGGUACUUUUGAAUUUUACAUCGAAAGAGACGCUAUAUUCUAUAUCUCACUUCCCGAUCUGUUUCGAUCCGCCAUUUUUUUACGUAGGAAAGCGUGUGGUUUAGCAUUGUGUUUUGUCGAAUUGCUUUACGGAAAUACUGACUUGGGGUCACUACAUACUUCGAUUCUCGCGCACCAGCGGACGCAGCAAGUGAGACGCCAUUGUUAGAUUGCGUUCUCUUGUGUAAAGUUGUGUGUCUAAUAUCAACGUUGGUUAAAUUAUUCGUUGAAAGUAGCACGCAAUAAUCUUCGGUUCUAAGACGAGCCGAAAAUGCCGGGUUUUAGUAGUGUUGGCACAUUCAAAAUUUUCAUCGGUAAUUUAGCCGAUAAAACAACAAAUGCUGAUAUUAAACCGUUAUUCGAAAAAUAUGGAAAGGUUGUAGAAUGUGAUGUGGUGAAAAAUUACGGAUUUGUGCAUAUGGAAAACGAAGAAGCAGGAAGAAAUGCAAUACAAAAUUUGAAUGGACAUAUAGUUCAUGGUCAGGAGAUUAAAUGUGAAGCUGCAAAGAGUCGUAAAGGACCUAACACACCUACAACAAAAAUAUUUGUUGGCAAUCUCACAGAUAAUACAAAAGCGCCUCAAGUGCGCGAACUAUUUGCCAAGUACGGUACUGUUGUAGAAUGCGAUAUCGUGAGAAAUUAUGGAUUCGUCCAUCUAGAAGCAACAGGUGAUGUCAACGAUGCCAUCAAGGAACUCAAUGGAAGAAUGGUGGAUGGUCAAGCGAUGAAGGUUCAAAUUUCUACAAGCAGAGUACGACAAAGGCCAGGAAUGGGAGAUCCUGAACAGUGCUAUCGAUGCGGUCGCGGCGGCCAUUGGUCCAAGGAGUGCCCGAAAGGAGGAAUGGGAGGAGGACCAGAUAGAAACGGAUACAGAGACCGAAUGUUUGGACGCGAUCCGUAUCCUCCACCGCCGCCACCACCGUUCCUUCGGGAUCGGUUAAUGGGUGGUGGCCGCUUUGGAGAUUACGAAAGCUACUAUGACAGGAGAGGCUUCGAGGACACCAGGGAUCUCUACGAGAGGCGGUUUACGGGUAUGACAGGGCCCUGUGACAUGGGAAGUUCCAUGUGCGGGCUUGACUUUCCACCAAUGACAAUGCCACCUCUACCCCCAAGACGAGACCCAAUGCCUCCUAUGCCUCCUCUAGGUAUGGGAUCCAUGCGCGACACUGGCUUCUCCCGUGGUAACGAGUAUGGCAUGUUCAGCCGCCGAUCGCCCCCUCCAAGUGGCAACAAUGGCCGGUUCAGCGCUCCUUAUUACGUACAUCACUCAACCGGGAGUGGCGCGGAGGCCUGGGAUGAAGAAACGUUCCUAAGGAAUGCGAACUAGAUUUCUUGAUCGCACUACCGCGAGCCAGGAUGCGAUCCUACAAUUCUAACAAACUCUCGUACGCUGUAGAUAGAAAAGAAAAGAAAAGAAAAGAAAAGAAAAGAAAAGAAAAGAAAAGAAAAGAGAUGAGAUGAAAUGAAAAAAGGGCUGGCGCGAUUUUCAGGAACGGCGCCUAUCGAUUAUCUUUGAAAUGUCUCGUAAGUAGAAACCAGCUUUCCAGACGCAUUGGACAGUAAGUUUGUAUAUCGGCGUUUGUAAUAGUUGUUAAGGCCAAAUUCAUAGAUACGCUUCAAAAACAUCUUAUUAUUUUGUGUAUCAGUUUUAAUGUAUUUUUAAUUCAAAUAAUGCUUUAAAGUUUUUCAAUCGCAAUUUUUGAGUAAUCAAUAAAUAGAUAAUGUAAUUCAUGAAAUGUAUCUCGGAAAGAUACAGCGUCAAAAAUAAUUUUGAAUUAUACAAA